UUAGUGAACCGUUUCACCUCAAAUAUUUUUUUUGAUACCGCGGGUCUGAUUCGUAAAUAAAUUUAAAAUAUCAUAAUUUAGAUAUGAUAAAUUGGAUAUUUGUUUCUUUAUUGUGUAUUGAUCAAUUACAUGUCUCUAGUGAAACCAUUACGUUUAUUGUUACUAGGGGCACCAGGGGCUGGUAAGGGAACAUUAACUUCUCGUCUUUUAAAGCAAUUUCCAUCCAUUUCAUCUAUUUCUUCAGGAGAUAUCUUGAGAUCACAGAUAUCCGGUGGUAGCGAAUUAGGCAAUGAAAUUCAAUCAUAUAUAAAGCAAGGUAAACUUUUGCCGGAUGAUUUAAUGGUUAAAUUGAUCACAGGUGAACUCAAUGAUAGGAAUUGGCUUCAUAAAGAUGCCACCUGGUUAUUAGAUGGAUUUCCAAGAACUGUGGGGCAAGCUUCAACUUUAGAACAAGUCUUACGAGCUAAAACUUCAAGUUUAAAUUUAGUGGUUGAAUUAGAUGUGGAUCAAAAAGUUAUCAUUGAUAGAAUUGAAGCUCGUUGGAUUCAUGCUCCAAGUGGAAGGGUGUACAACUUAGAUUAUAAUCCUCCUAAAGUUCCCUUUAAAGAUGAUAUAACUGGUGAACCACUUUCUAAAAGAGAUGAUGAUAAUGCUGAAGUGGUGACAAAGAGACUUGAGCUCUAUAACCAACUGCUUGCCCCAUUAAAGGAGUACUAUCAGAAGUCUAAUGUUCUUCACACUGUUAGUGGGAAUACUUCUGAUAUCAUCUACCCCAAGUUAGCUGAUUUAGUAUUAAGUAAAUUUGGUAAUUAAUGUGUAAGUAGUAGUAGUAGUCAUAGCUCAUAAUGUAUAUUUAUUAGACAGACAGACACUGAUUUUUUUGUAUGGUGCGAUCUCUCUAUAACUA
Molecule: messenger RNA, 907 nt
Organism: Scheffersomyces coipomensis
Lineage: Eukaryota; Fungi; Ascomycota; Pichiomycetes; Serinales; Debaryomycetaceae
Product: adenylate kinase
Exons: 1
Coding region: 130-813 (227 amino acids)
Biological process (GO): nucleobase-containing compound metabolic process
Cellular component (GO): mitochondrion; cytoplasm
Molecular function (GO): ATP binding; AMP kinase activity
Source: RefSeq, a predicted model, not a curated record